Messenger RNA from Zophobas morio, 1626 nucleotides. RefSeq names its product alpha-amylase-like. The transcript is spliced from 5 exons. Gene Ontology annotation, biological process: carbohydrate metabolic process. The record is from RefSeq and is a predicted model, not a curated record. NCBI's taxonomy places the organism in Eukaryota, Metazoa, Arthropoda, Insecta, Coleoptera, Tenebrionidae. Gene Ontology annotation, molecular function: cation binding; alpha-amylase activity. The coding region runs from base 79 to 1572 and encodes 497 amino acids.
GUCGACCAGUUCAAAGAAAGAGAUAAAACCAAAACACAGUUUGUGUUCAGUUCAUUCGAUAGUGUGAAUGUCAAGAUCAUGCUGCUUCUACUAACAAUUUUCUGCUUACCCCUUUUGACCCACUCCUACAAAGAUCCUCAUUUUCGGGGCGACAGGAACACGAUAGUGCAUUUAUUUGAGUGGAAAUGGGACGACAUUGCCAGCGAAUGCGAAAAUUUUCUCCAACAUAAAGGUUACGCGGGAGUUCAGGUAUCGCCUCCGAACGAAAAUUUAAUAAUUGAGGGCAGGCCUUGGUGGGAACGAUACCAGCCUGUGAGCUACUUAUUGAUUACAAGAUCGGGUAACGAAAGUUCUUUUAAAAAUAUGGCCAAACGAUGUAAUGCCGUCGGUGUCAGGAUAUACGUCGAUGCCGUUAUCAAUCACAUGUCUGCUGAAAAUGGCAUUGGUACAGCCGGAAGCGUAGCAAAUGCCACGUAUAAAUAUUUCCCAGGUGUGCCGUAUGGACCGAAUGAUUUUAACGAGCCUUGCGAGAUUACGAACUACGACGACAACGUAAACGCCAGGAACUGCGAAUUGGUGGGACUGAAGGACCUGGAUCAAGGAAAACAAUACGUGCGAGACAAAAUCGUCGAAUUCAUGAACCACCUGAUAGAUCUAGGUGUGGCAGGCUUCCGAAUGGACGCAGCUAGACACAUUUGGCCGCCCAACCUCAAAGAAAUUUAUUCCCGCCUGAAAAAUUUGAACACUCAGUACGGUUUCCCUGAAAGCGCUCGACCUUUCAUUUAUCAAGAGGUAUCCAACAUGGGUAAGAUUUCCAAUCGCGUUAUCCGCUUUCUAAUUUCGAAUUCAGACAGAGAUUAUGCAAACCUUGGGACUUUAGUGGAAUUCAAAUAUGGCAGGUCCUUAAGCAACGUAUUCCGCGGAAAUGACAAACUGAAGUGGUUGGUUAAUUGGGGCCCUGGGUGGGGGUUACUUGAUGGUCUGGAUGCUGUUGCCUUCAUUGACAAUCAUGACACACAACGUGAGCAGAAUGGACAGAGCUUGACUUACAAGAGUGCCAAGCAGUACAAGAUGGCGAUCGCUUUCAUGCUGGCGCAUCCUUACGGGACCACAAGGAUAAUGUCGAGCUAUGCUUUCACGGACUCUAACAAGGGUCCUCCGGCUGAUAACAAAGGCAAUAUAAUUUCCCCAGGUUUCAAUUCCGACGACACGUGCACAAAUGGAUGGAUUUGUGAGCACAGGUGGAGGGAAAUUUAUGACAUGGUGGAAUUUAGGAACGUUGUUGCCGGAACUUCUAUCGAAAACUGGUGGUCCAACGACGAUCAACAAAUAGCUUUUUGUAGAGGCAAUAAGGGUUUUAUAGUUUUCACUAAUUGGGGUGAUGUUGAACGGGAUCUGCAGACGUGUCUUCCACCAGGGAUUUAUUGUGACGUUAUAUCUGGGAAGUUGGUGGGUGGAAAUUGCACUGGAAAAUCUGUUACGGUAAAAAGAGACGGCAAGGCUUUUAUUAAAUUGGGAGCUUUGGAGUUUAAUGGGAUGCUAGCUAUUCACGCUAAAUCCAAAGCACGAUAACGCUGUGUAUACGAGCUUGUAGGAUUAAUUUUUUUAAAUAAACGGUUUAUUCCA